Molecule: messenger RNA, 2938 nt
Organism: Serinus canaria (Common canary)
Lineage: Eukaryota; Metazoa; Chordata; Aves; Passeriformes; Fringillidae
Gene: ASB3
Product: ankyrin repeat and SOCS box containing 3
Exons: 9
Coding region: 1057-2676 (539 amino acids)
Biological process (GO): intracellular signal transduction
Molecular function (GO): protein binding
Source: RefSeq, a predicted model, not a curated record
AGCGACUUCCCCCCAAGAAGCUGCCUCGCCCCCAGUCCUGCAAGCAACCCCAUCCCCCGGAACAGUCCCCUCGCCCCGAAGCCCCCAACCAUCUCUGCCCUCAAACCCCACAAAGAACCACCCCUUAACCCUAUAAACAACCAUCUCUCCUCCAACUCAACCUCUCCUUAAAUCCCCAAACACCUUCCAAACAGCCACCUCACCUCAAACCUCAACCAUCUCCCCUGAAAACCCCCAAACGACCUUCCCCAGCCCACCCCAGGGGUGAAAAAUGCAUAUUUUAUUAUUGGCUUCUCGCAAAUAUUAAAAUUAAUGUUAUAUGUGUUGUGUCAGAAAGUAAUGAUGUAUUAAUUCUCUUAAGUAGCGUGUUAAAUAUAGUUUUAGGUUAUAGCAAAAUGUUAAAAUAGAAACUGUGCUAUGUAGGAUACUUUUUUUCUAAAGAAAGGACUCCCACCGAGACAGCAGCCACAGGACACCUGAAUCUUUCAGAAAAAGAGAAUUUAUUGCUCCAUUAUCAGAACAAACAAACUUCUUCCUGCCUCACUCAGCCUUGAAGGCACCGUUUAGGAUUCAGAGGAAGAAGUUGACACUGAUCAGACAGAAUCCUGUGUUUGAAUGGAAUUUAUGCAUCAUGGAUGAGGUGUAUGAACAUGCAACAGAUUAUUGUUUUUAAGGGCUAAUCCUCUGUUAACGUGUGUCCUUCUUCGGGCUUAUUUUGCCCAGAAAGAGGUUCCCGGACUGUCAGUAACUCUUUGUUUCUAUUGUCUCAUAUUGUCCUAAUUCAAAUUGUCCAAAUUAUUAUUACUCUAAUUGUAUUACUAUUUUAAUAACCAUUUUAUUACUAUUAAACUUUUAAAAAAUUUUAAAAACAAGUGAUUAGCAUAUUUCACACCAGGCAAUUCCCUCUCCCUAAGCCCCCCCAAACCACCCUCUCCCUACAAACCAAAGCAAAUCCUCUGCAAAACAAACAAAACCCCCCUCAUAUCUAUAUUGUACCAACACGCAUCUCUUUUUUUUUUCCCCCCCUCUACUCCUUUCCUCCUGCUGCAGAGUUCCAUGCCAGGGAUGGAUUUCACAGAAGCCUAUUCAGACCGGUGCUCAGCCGUGGGCCUUGCAGCCAGGGAAGGGAACGUUGAGAUUCUGAGGGAGUUGAUCAGUCGGGGAUACAGCGUCGAUGUCCCGGAUAACAGGAGGUGGUUGCCCAUCCACGAAGCGGCAGCGCACAAUUCCAGUGAGUGCCUGAAGCUCCUCAUUGAUACAGCUCCAGCUGAUGACUACAUCCACUCGAGGACGUUUGAAGGGAUGUGUGCUCUGCACCUCUCGGCCCGGCACGGCUCUGUGGAAUGUCUCCGGGUUCUCCUGGAAGCUGGGGCUGACCUGGACAAUGUCACCACCGAAUCUGCCACCACCCCACUCUUCCUAGCUGUUGAAAAUAAACAUACAGAGGUUGUCAAGUUCCUGCUCCAACACGGAGCAAAUAUUGAAGGUUCUCAUUCUUGGUCUGGAUGGAAUCCUUUGCACCAAGCUUCCUUUCAGGGUUCCACUGACAUAAUGCAAAUGCUCCUGGAGAAAGGGGCCAGCAAGGACUGUCGUGAUGACUUUGGAAUCACCCCUCUGUUUGUGGCUGCUCAGUAUGGCCAGCUGGAGAGUCUGCGCCUGCUUCUGUCCCACGGUGCAGAUGUCAACUGCCAGGCCAAGGACAGGGCCACUCCCCUGCUGAUUGCUGCUCAGGAGGGACACCUGGAUUGUGUGAAGCUGCUGCUGACUGCAGGGGCAGACCCAAACCUCUACUGCAACGAGGAUAACUGGCAGUUACCCAUCCAUGCAGCAGCUGAGAUGGGCCAUGCAAAGAUCCUGGAGCUGCUGAUUCCAGUCACUGACCGGGUCUGUGACAAGGGCGAGGGCAAAGUGAGCCCCGUCUAUUCUGCGCUGUACGGCGGGGACGGCGAAUGCCUGGAGAUGCUGCUCAAGCAGGGCUUCAGCCCAGAUGCUCAGGAGUGCCUGGACUUUGGCUGCAGGUCCCCCAUGUGCAUGAUCUUCCAAAAGCAGUAUUACCAGUUCAUUGAUGUCCUUCUGAAAUAUGGCAUCACCCUGCGUGGCAUCAACUUGGCUCACUGCCUGUGCCAUAAGAAGUUUGCUCUGUUCCGGCGCUUCCUGAGGUUCGGCUGUUCCCUGCCCUCGGAGGAGGAAUUAACAGACUUCAUCCUCUACAGCAGCACGGUGCAGAAGGAAUACAAGGAAUGGCUGCCCUGCCUGCUCCUGGCUGGCUUCAACCCCGUGAAUUUCAUGCGCAGGAUUUUCUCCAUGAGUGAGGAUGUCCUUAAUUUUGUCCUGGAGUUCAUGAAUUGGAGCAGACUUCCUCCAAUUGUGGAGCAACACCUUUCCCAAUACAAGGAGAAGUUCACUUGGACUUCCAAGAGCCAUUUUGCCUUCCUUCCGUCCCUGUCCCACCUGUGCCGCCUGGAGAUCCGGUCCCUGCUGGGGAGCGAGCGCCUGCGCUCGGAGCGCGUGAUCCGGGAGCUGCCGCUGCCAGCCUGCCUCCAGGACUACCUGCUCUACCUGGAUGUGCUGCGAGCCAACGGCGUCCCAGAGCUGCAGGAUUGCCUGGAGCAGGGCGAGGAGGGAGCUCCUUCCAGUCACUCUGAGGCAGAGGACACGGAGGAGGGACAGCAGUAACACCAGUGAUGGCGGUGCCAGUGCCUGGACUCCACAGCCACAGGUUUUGUAAUGGGAAUCAGGAGACACGGGAGGAGAGCUGCUGUAAAUGUCUCUUCUCUUCCUGUGUGAUCAUUCUUUUCACGCUGUAGUUUUGUACUACAUCUAGAAAUUUCCUAUGGAUUCUAUGAUUUGCUUGUUUACAAUCUGUUGUAGCUUUGUAAGUGAACAUUUUCUGUUUCUUUUCUAACUCUUGGGAAGUAAAAUGAGCUUUUUCAGUGAA